Messenger RNA from Scylla paramamosain (green mud crab), 2170 nucleotides. It is a transcript of the gene cni, whose product is annotated as protein cornichon-like. Lineage: Eukaryota; Metazoa; Arthropoda; Malacostraca; Decapoda; Portunidae. The record is from RefSeq and is a predicted model, not a curated record. Gene Ontology annotation, cellular component: COPII-coated ER to Golgi transport vesicle; endoplasmic reticulum membrane. The transcript has 5 exons. Gene Ontology annotation, biological process: endoplasmic reticulum to Golgi vesicle-mediated transport. The coding region runs from base 60 to 497 and encodes 145 amino acids.
GUGAGGCGUAAGUUUUGCCGCACAGCAACGAACACUCCACUAGACUGACACACAUAAACAUGGCGUUCACUUUUGCUGCUUUGUCAUAUAUUGUGGCACUGAUUGUUGAUGCCUUCCUCAUCUUCUUUGCCAUUUUCCACAUAAUUGCAUUUGAUGAACUGAAGACAGACUACAAAAAUCCAAUUGACCAGUGCAACAGUCUCAACCCGCUGGUGUUACCCGAGUAUGCUUUGCACCUCUUCUUCAACUUGCUGUUUCUGGUAGCAGGAGAAUGGUUUUCAUUGCUGCUGAACCUGCCACUCAUCCUCUACCACAUUCAAAGGUACCGCACCCGACCAGUGAUGAGUGGACCUGGGCUGUAUGACCCCACCAGCAUCAUGAAUCACGAGGUGUUGAGUCAGUGUCAGCGGGAGGGUUGGGUCAAGCUGGCAUUCUACCUCCUGGCAUUUUUCUACUAUCUGUAUGGAAUGAUUGUUUCACUGAUCUCAGGAGCAUAAGAUCAUUGGAAGGAGUGUAUCCAUCGUGAAUUUGAAGGCACCUGUUGAUGCAUUGCUGUAGCUGCGUCGGUGUGAAAACAGUCAACUGCUGCAUAUGAAACUUCACUCAUGCCACUAUGUCAAGAUUUUGGCUUCCAAGUUUUUUCCGUCUUUAUUUAUGCAUUUAUUUUUAUUUAUUUUUUUUUUUUUUUCUCUCUCCAUAGAAUAAAUUAUCAUUUGUAUAUUAUAUAUGUGAUAUUGAAUUUGCAUUUUCUAAGGCAUAUUAAUGAGGAUUAUUUGAGACCUUUGGCUGUAUUAUAAUUAAUCAACGGUAUGUAUUGCAUACUGCUUGAAUAAUACCUAUGUUAUAGAAAUAUUAUCAAGACAUUUUUGCAUUACUUUACUUGGAAUAAUGUGAUCUGUUGUGGACAAUACACAUUGAGUGAUUUAUUAGACACGGGUUGAGGUCAGGUGAGAUCAGGUGCAUGGUAGUGUGAAGGUAACAAUGGCUGUCAUGAGUCACUUCCUGUCACCUUCGAAAACAGUCAUCGUAAUCCAAGAACAACUUGCGUAUCACCAAAGACGUUAUGCCAGAGGUUUUGCUGCCACCAAAAGAGGUAUUUUCACCACAUAUUUUUAUGCACCAGGUAUUACACUUGAAGUAUACCUAGGAAUGCACAGAUAUUUCAUUGUGUACUUUACUCAGGUGGAUGUAGUCACCACUCAAGUCUAACACAGCACAAAUAGUCCAUGUGAGUGGAGUGAAGAUAGUUCUUGUGUUGGCAGAUUUAAAGUUUAAUGCUGAAAUUGUGUAUUGACACCAGGUUUAAUUUGGCUGUGUAGGAGGAAAUGUUAUAACUAAAAUUAUGAUUGACUUGUUGCAGAGUUGCUUGGGAGAGAUUCCUUAUCAGCACUGCCAUGGUUGUAAGUGUGUGUGUGUGUGUGUGUGUGUGUGUGUGUGUGUGUGUGUGUGUGUGUGUGUGUGUGUGUGUGUGUGUGUCAUUGUGUGUGUACUUACCUGUGCCUUUGCCAAUUUUAUAAUUUAGCCAGUGAACAAUGAUUUGUUUUAAUGUCCAUGAUCAGCAAUGCAUAGUGAGAGAUAAGGUUCAAGACUUCUCAGAUUCUGAGUUUGUAAUUGAAGUGCUUCUGUGGGGAAGGCAGAUAUGUAAAUAUAUGCACCCAGCAUACCAGUUUAUGAACCUUACUUAAUUAACUUUUGUUUUUCACUGUAUAAUUUGUUUGUAUGGCUUGUUCUUGUGAUAUUUUCUACCUUGGGUUAUCAUUAUGUUGUGUUUCACGAUGACUCCAAACUGUUGAGUGCCAUCAGGGCCAGGUGUAUUCUGCUGUGUUGGGGAAAUGCUGUGUUAUAGUGUGUCACAAAUAACACUGGUAAUAAAACGAUAUUUGUUCUCAAUUUACAAUCCAACUCCAUCAUGAAUCUUAGAUAAUGUUAGAACCAUACUAAGUUUUGUGGAGGUCUUAUUACUGGUCAGAGUAUCUUUUGUGAAUGCAUUACUUCUGCUAAGGUUAUGAAGAGAAGUAAUGAACACAUUCAUUCUGUGAGGUUUUGAAAAUAUUUUGAGAAAAGUUUGUGCAACCAUUGGAAUGUUAGGAGUCUACCAUACUUGUUUGAAAUAGUAAUACUACCCUAUGAAGUGUGUUGAAGGUUAAUAAUAUAAAGCUGCCAAACACUG